This is a messenger RNA of Pisolithus orientalis, 834 nucleotides long. RefSeq lists its product as uncharacterized. The record is from RefSeq and is a predicted model, not a curated record. The coding region runs from base 256 to 708 and encodes 150 amino acids. Lineage: Eukaryota; Fungi; Basidiomycota; Agaricomycetes; Boletales; Pisolithaceae. The transcript has a single exon.
GAUAUGCCCGGUUUCGUCCUUGACACACCUAUAACUGCAGAAAUCAAACCGGGACCUUGUCUGACGUUACUGGAGUCAUCCUCGACUAGAGCAGCGGUGCUCACCCUUGAGCUGAAAGGCGUAGUCCAGAUACUGCCGGGGGUUAACUACACGGAUAUGUGAGACAUCGGACUCGCAGGGACUGGGUAGUUUAUUGCAUUCACACAGAAAGGGUCUGCCCGUGUUUUUAGGUACAACGGACAGCCUUUACAGCUGAUGUGGGAACUUACCAGCGCGGUUCGUAUCCAGCUGGUAUGGUAUACAUCGCAGCCUGACGGGGAUGAACAGGCACCGUCACAGACACAUACCGAGUCGCAUUUCGCAGGCAGCUUUGACAAGGCCGGCAAACCUUGCAUUGCGAGUGUAUCGGUCACAUGCAAGCCGUCUGUGUAUCCUCACUUGUUUCCGCUCCUUUGCCCAGUGUUGAAAGCUACGACGAUAUGGCAAGCAAUUCACCAGACGUUCACCACGCGUCUUUCUAAAGGUACAAGACAAGUAACAGGAUAUACAUUUCCUUUUCUAGCAUGUGGACACGGUGUAAUUCGAGUAGUGGGGAGGCCAGACAGUGUAACUCUGGCAUUGUCGUGGCGAGACGUGCAUGAACGGGAGGAACUUGAUGGCGUGGUGUGCAGGGUGGACGUCAAAUCGUGUGCGCGAUACAAAACUUGAACGGCAAAAUAUGGUCAGACACGCAAGGCUCUCUCAUAUAUAUGAGGGUGUUGUAUGCGUACAACUGUGAUGGGACGUACCUAUGUUAGAUGCGGAAGGUGACACACCCCAACACCUGCACGCUGC